Messenger RNA from Rhagoletis zephyria (snowberry fruit fly), 522 nucleotides. RefSeq lists its product as uncharacterized. NCBI's taxonomy places the organism in Eukaryota, Metazoa, Arthropoda, Insecta, Diptera, Tephritidae. The record is from RefSeq and is a predicted model, not a curated record.
AUGGACGAAUCCAGUGUCGAACAGUCAAGGGGGCUACCCCAUCCGGCUAUAGUUGCCGCCACCACAGCUGCGCCCAUACAACGGCGUAACACGGGUGCGCAACACCAGCAACCGCCAGAGAGCGGUGCAUCAACCGGGGAGCACCCGAACACACCAGCACCCCGCCUAGCAACCCCGACAACAAUCGGCACCAACAACAACCACGGCUGCUACAGCAGCAGCCACAACUACAACACCAACAACCUGGGUAAGCACCCGGGUAACCAGCGCGCCAGAGCGCCAGCGACCGCGCAAAGAGCGGUAACACCAGCGAACCGCCCAAGGAUCGGCGGCACUAACCGCAAAAGCGGUAACCAGCAACGACAACACCAACAACCGGGCGCGCCAGAGCGCCAGCGACCGCGCAAAGAGCGGCAACACCAGCUAUAUCGACCAACACCAGCUAUAACAACCAACCAACAGUCACAACAACAACAACAGCCGGCCACACACAAGCCUGCUGCAACAAGGUACGCGGACUAA